GCGUGUGCCGUAUUUCGCCCUCUCGCUUCGUUCUGCGCGACCUCUCUGCUUAGCAUAACAGGCGGGGGGUCGUGAGCUGCAAUCCUUUCCUGUUGUGUGGUGUGAGGUUGGGGGUCGCGCGGUAGGUCCAUGGCUUGCGCCAUGUUCCUUCUCGGGCUAGGUUCAAAGAGGAGAACCCUCUGCGUGCGCGGAUGACCAGAGGGACGUUGUUCCUCUGCCUCUUGUUCUGGUUCGCGAAGAGGUUGGGGGAGACUCUCGUCCGGCCUCUGGGAUUCCCGGUGAUUCAUGUGGGCGAGAACACCCUGCCGACCAUGAGUAGGGUGUUAUACUUCCAUUUGGACUUAUCCACGGCAGAUUCCGAUGUGAGCGUUGGGUCCUUCUCGAGUGCACGAAUCACAUCUGUCAUGGCUUCCCGGAUAAACAUGAACGUGACGCACGCUUCCACUGCUGGUUUCCAAGACACCCUUUACACGAAGAAGGUGACUGUAAGAGGAGGAGUGACGAGUUUGUACGUGACCAUGAGCGGAGGACCGAGCGGUGGUCUGAGCGACGGCGGUGGUGGAGGAGGCGGUAACCGCAAUAGCGGGGGAAACGGGCAGAACGGUAAUUGGAACGGGGGUGGAGACAACAACUGGGCCAACGGCGGGAAUGGCAACAGCGGAGGUGGAGGAGGUGGUAAUGGUAACGGGAAUGGUGGGUGGAAUAACGGAGGUGGAGGCGGGAAUAAUAGGAACUGGGGCGGAGGCGGAGGCGCUGACAACUGGAGCGGAGGAGGGAAUGGUAAUUGGAGUGGGGGAGGCAACGGUAAUUACGGCGGACGUGGCAAUGGGAGUCAGUGGAACGGUGGUGCUAAUCAGUGGGGUGGAAAUGGUGGGGUGAACGGCACCGGGGGAGGAGGAGGGGACUGGAAGAGGUCGGCUAAAUGUUACAACUGUAAUCAGUUUGGGCACAUUAGUCGAGAGUGUAAUGCGCCUAGACAGGGCAAUGUCGCGCCCAAUGGGACCCGAGAUAACAACGACGGGGCAAGCAGUUCAAAUAGCGCGAACGAACCCGCGAUAGCUGCUGCUCCUGCAAUGAGCAAGGACUUGGAAGAAUCGCUGAGGAUGGUUUGCUUGUUUACAAACCGUCAGAUCGAAAAGGAGGAAAGGAUGGAGGCUAAGAAGCGAGAAGCUGAGGAAAGGAGGAAACAUGAGGAACACGAGAGAUCCGCUAGAGAAGAGAAAAAUCGCUUGGAGUUGGAGAGGAAACGAGCUAAGGAGAAAAAGGAAGCGGACAGGGAGUGGAAGGUUGAGCUGCUCCUAGCCAAGCAGAAAGAGACGUUACGUGAGGAGUUCGAGCGUAUGCUGGAUAAGAGAUUGAAGAACGCGAUAAUUUCGGGGAAAGCCCUGAAAGGAAAAGGAAGAGCUGAUUCAAGCUCGGAUGAAGAGGAAGAAGAACCAGCUGAGGAUAAGCUGGAGAAACGGAAACGUCAGCAAGUUCCGACGUGCUAGGUCACCUCGCCGGGGGAAUCACCGAUGAAAGUGGGACGAGCAUCUACCUCACUGCCUCGGGCGACAGUUGAGGAAAGAUCCCCGCAGUUGGGUGUACCACAACGA
Messenger RNA from Chara braunii, 1595 nucleotides. Lineage: Eukaryota; Viridiplantae; Streptophyta; Charophyceae; Charales; Characeae. The record is from the annotation of a GenBank genome assembly.